Messenger RNA from Puntigrus tetrazona (Sumatra barb), 2523 nucleotides. It is a transcript of the gene stk17al, whose product is annotated as serine/threonine kinase 17a like. The transcript has 8 exons. The record is from RefSeq and is a predicted model, not a curated record. Bases 202 to 1284 code for a protein of 360 amino acids. Gene Ontology annotation, molecular function: protein serine/threonine kinase activity; ATP binding. Lineage: Eukaryota; Metazoa; Chordata; Actinopteri; Cypriniformes; Cyprinidae. Gene Ontology annotation, biological process: protein phosphorylation; intracellular signal transduction; positive regulation of apoptotic process. Gene Ontology annotation, cellular component: nucleus.
CGAGAAUUCUAGGCUCCCAUUGGCCGCAUCUUUAGGGGCGGGGUUUGUAAAGAGCCUUGUGCUAGGGAAUGUUUGUCCGCAUUCUCAAACUGAGUUACCGCUGCUUGGACGCGAUCAUAUCGGCAAUCUGUCGCGGUCCUCAACAAAUUCUUGCUCCGGAGAACGCCAGGCAUUAUCCUGCAGCGGGACUGUAUCGGCGCAAUGAUGAACAGGAACGGAAUGGUCACCAAGAUUCGCACGCGGAUAAGGACCGACCACUUCAAGAACAACUAUGACCUGGUCGGCAAAGAGCUUGGCAGGGGCAAGUUUGCAGUAGUGAAGAAGUGUGUGGAGAAGACCACUGGCAAGGAGCACGCUGCGAAGUUCCUGCGGAAAAGGCGGAAGGGUCAGGAUUGCCGCGGCGACAUUCUGAACGAGAUCGCGGUGUUGGAGUCAGCCGAGGCCAGUCCCUAUGUGGUGGCGCUGCACGAGGUCUAUGAGACCACCACAGAGAUCAUCCUCGUAUUAGAGUGUGCUGCCGGAGGUGAAAUCUUUAACCAGUGUGUUGCCGAUAAUGACGAGGCCUUUACAGAGAAAGACGUUGUUCGAUUGGCCAGGCAGAUUCUGAUGGGCGUGGCCUGUCUCCAUCAAAACAAUGUAGUUCAUUUGGACCUUAAGCCUCAGAACAUCCUGUUGACGAGUGCUCAGCCGCUGGGUGACAUCCGUAUCGUCGACUUCGGCUUGUCUCGGCGGGUGGACAGUGUGUCAGAGGUACGGGAGAUCCUGGGCACUCCUGAGUAUGUGGCCCCUGAGGUCCUGGACUAUGAGCCCAUCAGCACAGCUACUGACAUGUGGAGCAUUGGGGUGCUGAUUUACGUGAUGCUCACAGGCGAGUCGCCUUUUCUGGGAGAAGAAAAGCAGGAGACUUUCCUGAACGUCUCCCAGGUCAAUGUGGACUACUCUCAAGAUGUCUUUCAGGGCAUCUCUGACCUCGCUGUAAAUUUCAUCCAGUCCCUGCUCAUCAAAAAUCCCAGAAAACGAGCAACAGUGGAACAGUGUCUAAAUCAUCCUUGGUUAAGGCUGGACUCUCAUCACCACGCUGUGGAAGCCCCUCUAGAUGAGCAAGAAGCCAGUCAAUCCGAAUCGGAGCCUGAGAGCCCCAUCCCUUCCCCAGAACUUGUCGUCGUCAUCCCUUCAUAUGUCACCUGCCCAGGCCAGGGCGAGAUGAAGACUGGACGGGACACUUUCAGUUUCACAGAACCGUUUCCACCUCGUCCCGAGAUACAACAAGAGCUCAUCUGUUAAGCGAUAGACUUGAUCAAUCAGAGGGACCGAAAGACUAAACCUGCCAGACUGGUGUGGCCUAGUUUGGACUGGACAGCAGCGGUCUACUCAUUUGUAUGUGCUUGUGAAGUCUUUUUGUCGUCUUGUGUGGGACACUGAGCCGUCCUGGUCUGUGAAUGUGAGUUGACCUCCCUUCUGACCAUAAAGGUGUGCAAGUGUCUACAAUGGAUCUGAAUGAGAUUUUUUUUUUUUUAAGCCCCUCAAUAAAGCAUUCUUAAGCUCUUGGUUGAUGUUCUUAACCCCUCAAUGGAUUGUUUGUACUUUUAGAGGGAAUUGAACCUUCUCUGCUGUCUGUACUCGGUCCAAAACUCAAGUCGGAGUCUCCCCAGGAAGUGCCUGCUGCAUUGUAGGAAGGACACGGAAAGUUCUGAUAAAUCGACUGAUGUUUUAAUCAUCAUUGCUCUUCAUUGGACUAACGUAUCAUGUAAAAUAUUAUGAAGAACUGAUCCUGACGCUUUCUGCAGUACAGUGGACUUAUCAUCAUUCUGCUUGUUGAGAAGUGGCACCUGCAUUUUAAUGAGCUGAUUCACAGAGACUACUUUUGUUCUAGCACUUUUGGUGGGAAUACAUUUAUAGUCAAAACUCCCAACAAGCACAUUUAAGUAGUUCAACAUAGCAUGGCCACGCAUAGCCAUUGUUUGUUUGGUUUCUCACACCAUUUCUGUACCACUUUUUCCUCGUUCUUAUUCAUAACAAGUUUGCUGUAAUUGCACAAAUGUCUUGUACAGUUGUUGUUGUUGUUGUUGUUGUUGUUGUUGUUGUUGUUGUUUUCAAGAGGUGUUCUUGCCUUCAUGUAAUAUAUUCUGUAAUAUAUGUUUUUAUGUCCAGUGAGGCAUCAUGGGUAUCUAGAGGUAAAUUUUCCAAGUCGUCAGUGAUGUGGGCCGCUCAAGUCUUCUGAGGUUUGAGCGUUUCAGACAGUUGUGGGAGAUGUUUGUAUUUUCAGGAGAUCAGAGCACAGCAAAACAAAAGGCUUUGAUAAUUGUAUAUUUUUAUUUUAAAAAAAGAAUGUUAAAAGUAUUUUUCUACAGUUGUGGUAUUUUAUGAUUUAAUGUGAGAAAAUAAAUUGUAAUAUUAAUUUAGAUUAUUUUUUAACCAGUUGUGCUUAUAAGAGUUUGCACUUGCGUCCAGUUCGGACUACUUAUGUAUUGUUGGCAUGCCUGGCAAAAUAUUGAAGAAAAUAAAUGAUCUUUUUGUAUUAAA